Molecule: messenger RNA, 3144 nt
Organism: Pogona vitticeps (central bearded dragon)
Lineage: Eukaryota; Metazoa; Chordata; Lepidosauria; Squamata; Agamidae
Source: RefSeq, a predicted model, not a curated record
CGGGCGGCGGGGAGCGCCGGCAGCCGCCCUUUCGCCGAGCCGGGCUCGCCGGCCUUCGCUACGGCUGGGGAGUGGGUGUCCGUGUCCCCCUUCCCCGUUACCCCCCACCCGGGAUCGGCGCCUCGAAAUCAGCCAGGAUGUCAAAACCGGUAUGUCUGGUGGAUCCGUGUCUUCGUGUGAAUCCAGAAGCGUUGACCUUGCUCAGGCAGCUUUCUGGCCCUCUCUACGUGGUGGCCAUCUUUGGGCCCAAAGGCACCGGGAAAUCCUUCCUCCUGGAUCAGCUGGCGGGGCAGGAGAAAGGAUUCGGCUCCGCACCAGGGAUAUGGCUGCAACGCCUGCCUCACCCAACAAAGCCAAAUGAAAACCUCUUACUGCUGGAUACAGAAGGCGUUCCUGAGCAAAUGGAAGAAGAAGAAAAUGAGUUUUUUUCCAGGCUCUUCUGCUUAAAUGUAUUGCUCUGUGACCUUUUCAUAUACAAUACCAAAGGGGAUGAAGACCCUCAGAAGGAGCUCGACAAGCUGGCAUAUGUGGCAGAGCUAGAUAAUAAGGUGCAGGUCCUGGAAGACUACGCUUUGGAGAACAGCUUCUUGCUCAACACUGUCCUGCCUCCGUUCGUCUGGUGCCUUCGCGAUGUGGCUUCGGACACCGUUUGGGAAGAGAUGCUCCAGGCCAGUAACCAUGAGAUGGAUGUUCUCCUCACUUCCUUGGCAGAGGACACACCAAGCAGCUGCGUACAGAAGCUGUUCCCUUCGCACAAGGCCUUCUGCUUCCACUCCCCGCAUUUGAAUGAAAUUGAAAAAGAGGCUUUACUGGACGAGCCGCACCCCGUUUUCCAGAGGCAGCUAAAGGCGUUUAAAAGCUAUAUCCUGAGCAAAACACAGAACAGAAACAUCAGCGGAGAAGUUUUGUCUGAGAAGCUGGAACAGUUUGUGGAGGCCCUGUCUUGGAAUCAACCCAUUCUUCUGGAUAUUAUCUGUGGAGGCUUGCAAGCAGCAUCUGCAUUGGAGAACUCUGAAGAUUUUCUGGAAACCACGAUGGAGCUUCCCAAGGAAGAGAUUCCUAGAACGUCCCACCCUUCUGUGUGGGAACCCAUGGUUCCUUGGAAUCCACGGACUUUCCCUACCACAGCUCAAGCGAACGAUAUGGAAGCCCCCAUCUGCCUGAUAGAGAACAGUCCCAAAGAGAAGCUACGGAUCAACCCGGAAGCCCUGGAGAUCCUUCGGAAGAUCCAGCAGCCGGUGGUGGUGGUGGCCAUUGUGGGACUAUACCGGACCGGCAAGUCUUACCUUAUGAACAAGCUGGCAGGAAAAGACCAAGGAGGUUGGAUGGGUGGGUUAGUCGGAUGGAUGAAUGCCACUCAUUUGUGUCCCUCUCUGCAGAGCAACACUGAGAACGACUCAUGGAUAUUUGCCCUCUCCGUUCUUCUCAGCAGCACCUUCGUGUACAAUAGUAUGAGCACUAUUAACCACUACGCACUGGAGCAAAUGCACUAUGUGACUGAACUAACGGAGCAUAUCAAGAUGAAGACCCCAAACAGGAACCGCAGUAAGAGCGACGACGGCUUUCCUGAUCAGUUUGCCAGUUUCUUCCCGACGUUUAUUUGGGUCGUGCGGGACUUCACGCUGCAGCUGGCACUGCAAGAUGGACGCCAAAUCACUGAGGACGAAUAUCUGGAGAAUGCUUUAGAGAGGAAGACAGAUGCCCCAGAGAAGCAGGACCUUCCCAAAAAAUGUCUACGGGAGUAUUUCCCCAACCGGAAGUGUUUUGUAUUUGACCGACCAGCCUCACGGCAUGAUUUGCAAUUCCUAGAACAUCUCCCCGAGUCAAAGCUGAGCCCUGAAUUCAUGGAGCAGGCACGCCGCUUCUGCAACUACAUUUAUGAGAAUGCUCAGGCCAAAGUGAUCCAGGGAGGACAUGUGGUGACAGGGUCCUUGUUGGGGAACUUGGCCGAGUCUUACACGGAAGCCAUCCGGUGUGGUUCCAUCCCUUGCAUCGAGAACGCAGUGCUGGCCUUGGCCCAGAUCGAGAAUUCGGCUGCCGUUCAUGAGGCUGUUCAACGUUAUGAAGCUACGGCAGACCUUAUGUUGAUGAUGCCUACGGAAGAUCUGGAAGAACUGCUGAGAGUACACUCGUCUUGUGAGAAAGAGGCCAUUCAAGUGUUCAUGAACCGUUCCUUCAAGGAUGAGGGUCAAGUGUUCCAGGAACAAUUGGGGAACCAGCUGCAGUCCAAACUUAAGGAGCUCUGCCGUCGGAACGAGCAGGCGUCUUCGGACCGCUGCCAGGCCGUGCUUAUGGAAUUGUUCCAGGACAUGGAGGGGAAAAUCUGUGAUGGGAGCUAUUCAGUGCGUGGUGGCUAUCAACAGUUCCUGAAUGACCAACAGAACGUAGUGGAGAACUAUAACAUGGUGGCUGAGAAAGGAUUAAUGGCUGCCAAGGUCCUACAAGACUUCCUGCAGGCUAAGGAGAUGGUAGCACAGUCCAUUCUGCAAACUGACCAGAACCUCACAGAGAAACAGAAGGAAAUUGAGGUGGCAAAAGCCCGGGCAGAGGCCUCAGAAAGGGAGGCUCAGCUGCAAAGAGAAAUGCAAGAAAAGAUUCAACGGAUGGCCCAGGAAAUGGAACGAAGUUACGAGGAACAUGAAAGGUACCUCAUGGCCAAGAUGGAGGAGGACAAGAGGAAUCUGCUGGCUCAGCAAGAGAGGCUGUUGAACCAGAAGCUCCAGGAGCAGAGUCGGCUUCAGCAAGAAGGUUUCCACCAUGAAUACUCAAGGCUUCAGGGUGAGAUUCAAAAUCUGCGAUCUCAAAUAUCUCAGACGAGGCAAGAACCUACGUGUCGAAUCUUUUGAAAACGGCAUCUCUGGGAGACUGAGGAAUGGAUCGAAAAUCUGGCCCUGAAUUUAGGCCUGUGCAACUUGAACACGAUCAAUGAAUGGAAACCUAUUGUUGUGUCAGAGAUAACAAAACCAGUAUUUCGCCUGUAUUUGUGAUAUGUCUGUAUCAGUAUUCACAUUUUUAAUGCCUGCAUUUUAAAGUAGAAUGGACGAUUAGUGUUACACCAGAGAAAUGAUCAAAAAUGUGUAAAAAUGUUUCUACUAAGUGUUGGAAAUGUGAAAAGAAAGUAGGGAACAUCUAUCAUAUGUGGUG